This is a messenger RNA of Neltuma alba, 1776 nucleotides long. RefSeq names its product serine carboxypeptidase-like. Gene Ontology annotation, molecular function: serine-type carboxypeptidase activity. Gene Ontology annotation, cellular component: vacuole. Lineage: Eukaryota; Viridiplantae; Streptophyta; Magnoliopsida; Fabales; Fabaceae. The coding region runs from base 20 to 1549 and encodes 509 amino acids. The record is from RefSeq and is a predicted model, not a curated record. The transcript is spliced from 9 exons. Gene Ontology annotation, biological process: proteolysis.
CCUCGCGAAUCACAACAAAAUGGGGCUUUUUUGGUCAAUCUUCUUCUCGUCUCUUCCGGUGUUUCUCUUCGUCUUUUCACCAUCAUCGUCUGCGAAGAUACUUGAUGAUCCUCGCCAGGUGCCGUCCGAUUUUGCGUCGAUUCAGGCCAAGAAGCUCAUCAGACAGCUCAAUUUGGCCCCUGAUGCGGAUGUCAACAUUGUGCGCGGUGGGAAUCCUUCGGUCGAACCCAAGAAGAUCGUUGAGAGGCCACUUAGAUUCCCCAAUUUAGUGGCUUCCGAGUCUGGGGUUUCUGUCGAGGACUUGGGUCAUCAUGCUGGCUAUUACACGAUUGAGCAUUCUCAUGCAGCCAAGAUGUUCUACUUCUUCUUUGAAUCUCGCAACAGCAAGCAGGAUCCUUUUGUUCUUUGGUUGACUGGAGGACCUGGGUGUAGCAGCGAAAUGGCGAUGUUUUAUGAAAAUGGCCCUUUCAAAAUUGCGGACAACAUGUCCCUUUUGUGGAAUGACUAUGGUUGGGAUAAGGUUUCGAACCUUCUGUAUGUUGAUCAACCAAUUGGAACUGGCUUUAGUUAUAGUACUGAUAAGCGUGACAUUCGGCAUGAUGAAGAGGGUGUUAGCAAUGACCUUUAUGACUUCCUGCAGGCCUUCCUUGCUGAGCACCCUGAAUAUCAACAGAAUGACUUUUACAUUACGGGUGAAUCGUAUGCUGGGCACUAUAUUCCUGCCCUUGCAGCUCGAGUCCACAAGGGAAACAAAGCUAAAGAAGGAAUCCAUAUAAAUCUGAAGGGAUUUGCCAUUGGUAAUGGGCUUACUGAUCCAGCAAUUCAGUAUCGAGCCUAUCCAGAUUAUGCUUUGGACAUGGGCAUAAUUAAUCAAGCCACCCAUGACCGCCUCAACAAAGUGCUGGUGCCUGCCUGUGAACUGGGAAUCAAGCUAUGUGGUACUGACGGGACGGUCUCUUGCUUGGCUUCAUAUUUUGUUUGUAAUGUCAUAUUCAGUGACAUCAUGUUACAUGCUGGUGAUGCAAAUUACUAUGAUAUCAGAAAGAAAUGCGUGGGAAGUCUUUGCUAUGAUUUUUCAAAGAUGGAGAAAUUUCUGAAUCUAGAAUCUGUUCGGAAUGCUCUUGCGGUUGGCGACAUUGAUUUUGUGUCUUGUAGCCCUUCAGUUUAUCAGGCUAUGAUUAUGGAUUGGAUGAGGAAUCUUGAAGUUGGUAUUCCUACCCUUCUUGAGGACGGAAUCAAUUUGCUUGUUUAUGCUGGCGAAUAUGAUCUUAUCUGCAAUUGGCUGGGUAACUCGAGAUGGGUUAAUGCCAUGGAAUGGUCUGGCCAGAAGGAGUUUGUAGCUUCACCUGAAGCUCCCUUUGUUGUGGAUGGCUCAGAAGCUGGAUUGUUGAAGAGUCAUGGACCUUUAAGUUUCCUCAAGGUUCAUGAUGCGGGUCACAUGGUUCCAAUGGAUCAGCCCAAGGCUUCAUUAGAGAUGCUGAAGAGGUGGACUCGGGGGACCCUUUCCCAAUCUGGUGCUUACAUGGGAAAAUUGGUUGCGGAGAUGUGAUCUCUUUUGUUGCCUCGUUAGUCUUAGCGAAAAGGGUACAGGAGCAUUGAAACAAAAAGUGUUGGACUGAGUAGCUUGUGCAAUAAUACAUGUAUAUAUGAAACCUGUAUUACGCAAUAUCGGAUUUUUUUUUCCCAAAGUAACUUUUGGUACUCUUGGACUGUAUUUGUCAUAUCCAAAAUUAUACGUGGCUCAUUUAGAAAACAGAAACAGUGGGAUUAUACCAA